Molecule: messenger RNA, 1179 nt
Organism: Neltuma alba
Lineage: Eukaryota; Viridiplantae; Streptophyta; Magnoliopsida; Fabales; Fabaceae
Product: chalcone synthase-like
Exons: 2
Coding region: 4-1179 (391 amino acids)
Biological process (GO): polyketide biosynthetic process
Molecular function (GO): acyltransferase activity, transferring groups other than amino-acyl groups
Source: RefSeq, a predicted model, not a curated record
AAAAUGGAACAUUUGGAAGAGAUCAGAGAGGCUCAGAGAGGCCGUGGCACAGCCACCAUCCUGGCCAUUGGCACAGCCAAUCCCUCCACCUGCAUCCAUCAAGACGAUCCUGAUUACUACUUCAGACUCACCAACACUCAACACUUGACUCACCUCAAGCCCAAGUUUCAACGCAUUUGUGAGAAGUCCAUGAUAAAGAAGCGUUAUGCAUACCUGACAGAAGAGAUGCUGAAACAAAACCCUAAUCUACGCUCUGCAAAUGAACCUUCACUUGAUACACGCCAAGACAUGGUGAUUAUGGAGAUUCCGAAGCUCGGUGAAAAGGCAGCUUCAAACGCCAUCAAAGAAUGGGGAAGACCGAAAUCGGAGAUCACCCAUCUCAUCUUCUGCUCCACUUCCGGCGUCGACAUGCCCAGCGCCGACUACCACCUUGUCAACCUUUUAGGUCUCAACCCAUCCACCAAACGCUUCAUGCUCUACUUCCAAGGCUGCUUCGCCGGCGCAACCGUGCUCCGCCUAGCCAAAGAUCUCGCCGAGAAUAACGCCGGCGCUCGGGUUCUUGCAGUAUGCUCCGAGAUAUCCUCCGUCAACAUCCAUCCACCAUCUGAAACACACCUAGACUCAUUGGUUAGCCAUGCUAUCUUCGGGGACGGAGCUUCUGCUGUGAUCGUUGGAUCAAACCCAGAAAUUUCCAUUGAAAGACCAUUGUUCUAUCUUGUUUCAGCAUCAGAAACGAUUCUGCCAAACUCUGAAGGCGCCAUUGAAGGACACUUACGUGAAGUGGGAUUCACACUACAUCUUAAGAAGAACCUGUCUCGCUUGAUCGGAGAAAAUAUAGAGAAAAUCCUUGAAGAAGCAAUGAGUUUGAUUGGAAUCAAAGAUUGGAACUCGCUGUUUUGGAUAGUGCAUCCUGGCGGGGCAUCGAUACUGAGAGAGAUAGAAGAAAGGGUUGGGUUGGAGGAAGAUAAAUUGAGAGCGACGAAACACGUACUGACAGAAUAUGGGAACAUGUCAAGUGCUUGUGUGUUGUUUAUAUUAGAUGAAAUGAGAAGGAAAUCCAUGGAGGAAGGAAGAGCCACUACUGGAGAAGGACGUCAAUGGGGUGUUCUCUUUGGAUUUGGUCCAGGCUUGACCAUAGAGACUCUGGUCUUGCACAGUGUUACAAUUCCUAGAGAUUAG